UUGUGUUGUCAGGCAGAAAGACACACCAGUCAGGGUGGCGCGUGUCCCGAUACACAGGCGUCACAAUAAAACAAUAGUAGUCAUUUUUUGUUGUCAGUUUCAAAGUAGUUAGGCAUUAUUUAUCAUUUUUGCUACAAUGUCGGUGGGUGUGGAGUCUGGAUUCUCGAGUGAGGAGGUCUUGAACAGCCGCUUCCCUCUCCACCGGGCUUGCAGGGAUGGGGAUGUCGGUGCCUUGUGCUCCCUUCUUCAGUGCACCUCAAACCCGGCUGACCUCGCGGUGGAGGACACCUUCUACGGCUGGACGCCCAUACACUGGGCCGCUCAUUUCGGAAAGUUGGAGUGUGUGAUGCGUCUGGUUCAGGUGGGUUGUGGUGUGAAUGCCAUGACCUCCAGGUUUGCACAGACGCCCACCCACAUUGCUGCAUUUGGGGGCCACCCUGAGUGCUUGUUAUGGCUACUCCAAGCUGGUGCAGAUAUUAACAGACAGGACUAUGUGGGCGAGUCGCCCAUCCACAAGGCUGCUCGUGCGGGCAGUCUGGAGUGUAUCAACGCUCUCUUGAUUCAGGGAGCGAAAGCUGAUAUGAGGAAUGCCAGUGGGCUGACGGCUGCUGACCUGGCCCACGCUCAGGGAUUCCAGGAGUGCGCUGAGAUUCUCUCCAAUGCCCAGAACUUCCAACAAAACAUGGCUCAGUCCCAUAACGGAGCUUUUCUGAAUGGCAUGACCCAGAAUGGGGGCCACGCUCGCCCCACUAUCCAGGGACGCAGCUUCUUGAAUGGCGUUCCAAACAGAAAGAGGUCGUUCGAUGGCAUGGAGGUGAACCCAGGGAAGAAGGCUCGACCCAACGGUCUGGGCAUGCCACCAGAGCUGCUGAAUGGAAAUGGGCCACUGGGUGGCGCUGGAGAGCCGCAGAUGGAAAGCAUGAACAUGGAGUUGGCAGCGACUGUAACCUCAGUGGCAGGUGAGAAACACUGUGAGGAUUUUUCCUCAAAUGGUCACAGUCAGCUUCCCUUUGGGUGUGACCCAGCAACAGAAAUCCUCCACGGCCAACUUAUCUACGGUGACUCAUCUGAGAACAGCAGCUCUGCAGGCAGCCAGGUGGAGCACCAGAAGUCUGUGAAAGCAGAGCAGCUGUACGACCAUGCCUUCUUCACCACCAUGCUUCUUUACCACGGAUCCUAAAGUACAAAACAUUGAGUUGACGGGCCGUCCUUUUUGCCUGAAUGUCAUAUAAGCUUAAACAAGCAUUCAUUUGCCUUAAAGCCACUGAGUGGUCCAGUUAUUCAUUUAUUUUUUUUGUAUUUGGAAAGGGCCGGCCCAUGUUUUGGAUGAACUGAAAUGCGUGACUAAUUAAUUGUUGGUUAAGGAGUGUUUUUUCUCUGUUUGUGUUUAAAGAAAAUGUUUGUUUAGCUUAUUAUUAAAGUUUGAUUAGGCUGUAAAUAGCCUUGUCCUGUUAAUACACUAAAAUAAGCAUCUGUAUUGAACCACUGCCAAUAAUUAAUUUUGUGUCUGUCUCAAAUAGAAGUGGGGGGUUAAUUAAAAAAAAAAAAAAGCAAGAUACUCAUUAAUAAUUAAAGUUUUCCAAAAGUUAAA
Plectropomus leopardus (leopard coralgrouper) is the source of this 1591-nucleotide messenger RNA. It is a transcript of the gene ankrd10b, whose product is annotated as ankyrin repeat domain 10b. The record is from RefSeq and is a predicted model, not a curated record. NCBI's taxonomy places the organism in Eukaryota, Metazoa, Chordata, Actinopteri, Perciformes, Serranidae. Gene Ontology annotation, molecular function: protein binding.